GAGGCGAACGGAGAAUAAAAUUCGAUUUGGUGGCUUCCACUUUGUAGUUGGCAUUAUUAUCCAUCAAUGAGAGGAAUUCGAUUGGUCUACUGGCGGGACGACGACGGAGAGAAGCUAGGGUUUUCCGACAGCUAGGGCUUAUGAAAUCCCCAACCUUAUGAUUUGUUUGCUCACUGCUGAACUAGAAUAUCACUUCUUAUAGGCAUUAGAAGUGUUAAAUGAGACUUUCUGGAAGCUAUGAAUAUUGAGUCGAUUACUAUGGUGGAACUGAGAAGGAUGGGUAUGUAUGAUGCAAACCAUCAAAUUGGCAUGUGGGCUGAUUGCCUCAAAGCUGAAAGUAGCCAAAAUACUAGUUCUUCUGCGAUUUUGGAGGAGCAAGAUGGGGGAAUGGAGAAUUUAUCCGAAGAUGCUCGUCUUGGGAUAGUUGGACCGUCGAAGCCUUAUGAGCAAGAAGAAAGCAAGCCUUCGGAUAAGGUAAUUAGACGCUUAGCUCAAAAUCGGGAGGCUGCAAAAAAAAGUCGACUUCGAAAAAAGGCUUACAUUCAACAACUUGAAUUAAGCCGUAUAAAGUUGGUCCAACUUGAGCAAGAGGUCGAUAAAGUUAGGCACCAGGGUGUGUACAUUGGUGAGCAUAUAGACAAUUCUAUUAUUGGAUAUUCAGGAUCUAUUAAUCCAGGCAUUGCUGCUUUCGAGUUGGAAUAUGGACAUUGGAUUGAAGAACAAAACAGGCAGAUUUGUGAGCUUAGAGCUGCUCUUCAAGGUUCUGCAUCUGAUAUAGAACUCGGUAUUCUUGUUGAGAAUGUAAUGAAGCACUAUGAUGAUCUAUUCCGCAUGAAAUCAAUUGCUGCCAAGUCGGAUGUGUUUUACAUUGUAUCUGGCUUGUGGAAAGCUUCUGCAGAACGUUUUUUCCUUUGGAUUGGCGGCUUUCGGCCUUCAGGUCUUCUAAAGGUUCUUUCCCCCCAAUUAAAUCCUUUAACAGAACAACAGCUAAUGGCUGUAUAUAACCUGCAACAAUCAUCUCAACAAGCUGAAGAUGCUCUUUCACAGGGAUUGGACAAACUUCAACAGACACUUUCUGAAACAAUAGCAGCUGACCCUUUGAGCGCUUCAGGAAUGACAAAUUAUAUGGGACAAAUGGGACAAGCAAUGGGGAAGUUAGAAGCUCUUGUGAGCUUUGUCGAUCAGGCUGAUCACCUUCGUCAAGAAACAUUACAGCAAAUGUAUCAAAUUCUAAAGACACGGCAGGCAGCGCGCGGCCUGCUUGCUUUGGGUGAUUAUCUGCAGCGCCUUCGUGCUCUGAGCUCAUUGUGGGCGGCACGACCUCGAGAACGAAUUCAAGAUUAUUGAAAUAUUAUUUAACUAUGCAUAGUUGUAUAUAUUAGACAAGAAUGAGAUGGCAUGAUUGUUAUUGAAGAAAAAAAGUGAUAGUCAUAAUGGAAAACUUUGGUAGGAUAGCAAUUUGUACAUAAUUCCCAGUAUGCCUGAUUUUUGCAGUAUAUUGUCGAUUGCCUUUGUAAUUGCUUGUUGUGUAAUAUGUCUGCAAAUAUAUCAUUAAGUUGCAGAGAAGAAAGGCCUUCAUGGGAUUAUUAUGUGGUGUAUUUCUUCCUUGUGGAGAUCAAUUUUGCAGGCACUUUUCACUA
This is a messenger RNA of Dendrobium catenatum, 1640 nucleotides long. RefSeq names its product transcription factor TGA1. The coding region runs from base 238 to 1347 and encodes 369 amino acids. Gene Ontology annotation, molecular function: DNA-binding transcription factor activity; sequence-specific DNA binding. The record is from RefSeq and is a predicted model, not a curated record. Lineage: Eukaryota; Viridiplantae; Streptophyta; Magnoliopsida; Asparagales; Orchidaceae. The transcript has 9 exons. Gene Ontology annotation, biological process: regulation of DNA-templated transcription; DNA-templated transcription.